AACGCUGGCCUCACACGGAACCAGGCACAACGAGCACACGGCUUUAAGAGGAAUUCAGGACGUCAAACUCAUUUACCCAGACAGAGACGGACCGGACCGGGCUUCAGGCCAGAACCAGAACCACAGUUCAGUUUGGAGAACUAAACAAAGUCCAGCAAAGUCUUCAUUUAUUUAAACCAAGGAUCUUAUUGGGAUCUGAGUUUAAAACUGACUGAUAAACUUCUUGGUGAGUUGGGAUUAUUUUUGCGGGAACCCGUCUUCGGUUUCAGUGGUUUUGACCCAUUGGUUCCGUCCAGAGGGACUGUGACCCGAGAGCUGAUAAGCUAAUCAAUACCUGGAACAAAUCUUACCUCACCACUCAGCUAUCAUGAGCGAGAGCAACAACACCGAUGGGGGAAUAGACUGGAGCAAACUGGAGCCCACCUAUUCCGUCAAGAUCUUCAUGACCGUCCUCUACACGCUCAUGCUGGUUGCAGGCAUUGUGGGUAAUUCAGUGACCAUCAGGGUGACGCAGGUGCUAAGGCGAAACGGCUACCUGCAGAAAAACGUGACGGACCACAUGGUGAGCCUGGCCAGCUCCGACCUGUUGGUGCUCCUCAUCGGCAUGCCGGUGGAGCUCUACAGCGCCAUCUGGUUCCCCUUCGGAGCCGCGUCCGGCAACGCGUCCUGUAAGAUCUACAACUUCCUGUUUGAGGCGUGCAGCUACGCCACCAUCCUCAACGUGGCCACACUCAGUUUCGAGCGCUACGUUGCCAUCUGCCACCCGUUCCGCUACAAGGCACUGAGCGGCAAACGGACCUCGGUUCUGAUCACCUUUGCCUGGGUUGUGUCCGUUCUCAUUGCCUUGCCGUUGUUGAUCGCCACGGGAAUGCAGGGACACAUACCGCACCGACAGGAACUGAGUUUCUGCACCAGUCUGAAGGAGCACUGGGUGAUGUACAGAGCUAGCAUCUUCGGGGCGUUUGUCCUCUACAUAAUCGUGCUGAUCUCCGUCGCCUUCAUGUGCCGGGCGAUGAUCCUGGUGUUGAAGAAGCCGCUGGGAUCUUUGGACGACGGCAUCAACGGGACCGAAAGGCCCGGAAAGCACGAGAGCGAAACCACGAAGGCGGCUCGGAAGCAAACGAUCAUUUUCCUGGGUCUGAUCGUCGGCUCUCUGACGCUCUGCUGGUUUCCUAACCAGCUGCGGCGCCUGAUGACGGCGGCUGUCCCGAAGUCUUCCUGGUCUCUGUCGUAUUUCUGGAUCUAUGCGUGGCUCCACCUGGUGGCCGACGCCUUCUUCUACCUCAGCUCCGUGCUCAACCCGUUCCUCUACAACCUGUCAUCUCGUCACUUCCGCCAGGUGUUCCUGCAGGUGCUGCGCUGCCGCCUGACCAUCCAGCACGCUAACCGCCACGCCGCGCCGUCGCCGCCCCGCGCCACCUCCGCGCACUCGCUGCGGCCGCUGCUCCAGAAGUCGCUGCGUUUCGGCCGGAGGAGCGGCGGCAGCCAGCAGAGGGCGCCGCCCACCUUCACCACCUUCCAGAGCGACUCGGCGCCGUCUGGCUGCCGGGUGGCCGUCAGCCUGGGCGAGCAGACCGGACCGGAAACCAGAACCGAGACAGAAAUCUGAAUCCUGAAGCCGCUCUGGCCCCGUGAAGCGUCGGCGUCACGGCGACGAGACAGUUUCAUGUCUCAACGACUUUCUGAAAACUGUUAGAGCAAAAAAAAAUUAUAAUUCACAGAAAAAUCUUCAACAUGGUGGUGGAGGGGUGAUGCUGGGGGCGUCCAGCAGCAGAACGGCUGGAAUGGCCUAGUCAAAGGAAUGUUUGGCCCUGCAGAGAGACUGCUGCUGGGUCACAGGGUGUACUUACUUUUCCACACGCAGCUCUUAGCUUUCUUGUUUUAAUAAAAAAUGACGCGUUGAAUCUGUUGAGUUUUUCUAGAAUCUGCAGCUCAAGUUUACAGAAACUUCAGUUUUAUUACAAAAACUUUCUAAUAGUUCAUAUUUAUCCAAAUUAUGAUAUUAAUCAUCUUUAUUAACUUAAAUUGUCACCUAAUUAUUUUAAUUUGACUCCUUCACAUUCUGACUUCUAGAUUGACCAUUUGAGUGGCCUAGUUAAAUCCUCUGUGGUCUGCAGGUCCCGCGGCCCCCGGCUGCCUGUCUCUGAGGGCUGGUGCUGCAUGUCUGUAUGGCAAGCUGAUUGAACAUAAAAUCAGCUUCACCACAGUUACAUCCCAUAUUUCUGUACUAGUCUGGUUUCCUCCUGUUGCCAUGGUAACCAGGACUUAGUCUGGAUUAGACCUGAGUGAACUAAAUCUGUUGGAUUAAAACUGAAAACAGGAAGAAUUUUCAGAUGAGAGUUGAUAUAAAAUCUGUUUUUAGCUGAGAAAAU
Messenger RNA from Poecilia latipinna (sailfin molly), 2372 nucleotides. It is a transcript of the gene gpr39, whose product is annotated as G protein-coupled receptor 39. Gene Ontology annotation, molecular function: G protein-coupled receptor activity. Gene Ontology annotation, biological process: G protein-coupled receptor signaling pathway. The record is from RefSeq and is a predicted model, not a curated record. Gene Ontology annotation, cellular component: membrane. NCBI's taxonomy places the organism in Eukaryota, Metazoa, Chordata, Actinopteri, Cyprinodontiformes, Poeciliidae. The transcript is spliced from 2 exons. Bases 368 to 1609 code for a protein of 413 amino acids.